Messenger RNA from Cercopithifilaria johnstoni, 4779 nucleotides. Lineage: Eukaryota; Metazoa; Nematoda; Chromadorea; Rhabditida; Onchocercidae. The record is from the annotation of a GenBank genome assembly.
AUGGAUUUGUGUAAUGAACAAGCAGGAUUGGAUACACUCACAAUGCUCUGUGAAAGGUUACGAUCCGAAAAAUUACUUGUAGCAAGUGAACUUGACACUUUACAACGACUUAAUGAAGAGGUUGAUAAUGCACAAAGUGAAUUAGCACAUCUAGCUUGGAUAUGCAGGCAAGAACAGACAAUUUUGUCGCGUCUUAUCAGUUCCCAUCCGAAUGUUCGACCGGAAAAUUGUUGCUUUUUAACUUCGCAAUUCGAUUCCGCUCGUUUUAUCGAUGGAUAUCGUCGUAUUGAUGGGCAGCAUUACAGCAGCGUCACGGAAUUGUUGAACUUACUGUUGAACUCACCGAAUUUAGUAGCUGAAAUAUUACAUGCUAAUGACCAAACGCUGAAGAACAACGGUUCACCAUUCGUUGAGCUGGUUUCAUGUGUCUACAGCCUUCUAUAUGGAUGUGCUGUUUUUCCGGAAGACGAACGUCGCGUAUUGGAAACCCUUUUUCAUCUGCUGGAUAUUCAAUUGGCUUCACAUUCCGAUCCACGAUUGCUAUUGCGCCGAGGAAAUGUCUCUUUUUGUCAACUUUAUCGUUUGUUCUCUGAAGGGAUGUAUUCCGCAAAGAUUUUUCUAACAGCAGCUUUACACGAUCCGGUAAUGUUCGUAUUGUCUCAAGAUGAUGUUUUUUUGGAUAUUGAACCCACAAAAACUUUAAUACGUUUUCCCGCAGAAGAAAGAAGAAGGCGUUUUGGCGACGAUGAAAAUUCACUUACUUUUUUGCAAAAAUUGACGGUUCAUCGUCGAUAUGUUGAAUCAAAAUUGGUAUCAAUUGCAAAUCGAUUUAUCCGAGCAAUAACAGAUGCAAUGUCUUGCUUUCCUCAAAGCUUGAGUUGUAUUGUUCGACGACUUUACACUGUUCUAGUUGAUCACAGAAAACUUAGUCGUGAGCAGGCUACUUUGAUUUGCACGGAUUUAAUUUUCACUUACCUUAUUUGUCCUGCUAUUGCAAAUCCUGAAACUCUUGGAGUCAUAUCAGAUACCCCAAUCACCUAUAUGGCAAGGUUCAAUUUGAUGCAAAUUGGACAGAUUUUGCAAACACUAGCUGUUGCACCUUUUGAACCACCUUCUACUCAUAUCGCUCAUUUUUAUUCUCAGUUCGAUCAGCAGUCGAUGUCGUGUGUGGUUCAGCAUGUCCUUACAACGCAUGGUGAAUCAAUAGAAAAUAUAUGCGCGGUGAAUACCGAAUCACCACCUCAAGUUGUUGAGCAGUUUGUAAGGCGAAUGUUCGUAGGUACUCUUGCAGAACUGGACUCUUUGAUUAGUGCUGUUCGUUGUUUGGCAACUAGUCCCAUAAGUGAUGAAUCGGUGCGACGGGCACUAACUGGAAUAUUGCGGCGGUUACCAAUAAAACUUGCGCGGGGUGAUGUAUCAAAUGCUGGAAUUUUUCAGGGAAGUCCAGCAAACGAUAAAAAUGCAGAUUCUUUCUCCAAUGACGCUAAGACGUUAGAUUUAAUUCAAAGUGGUGAUCAGAAAAGUUUGCGAUCUAAACACUGCAAGUCCAUGGAGUCUCCUGAAUCAAAGCGUAUUCAAGUGGAAAAUACUGAGGUACUUGUGUUUCCUCUUGGCGAAGAUAGGGAACCAUUGGGAAUGUGUUCUGAAGAAAAAUUUAUGGAAUCAGUUCGAAACCCGCAACGGGUGCGGAAACAUAAAACAUCGGAUGAGUCAGCCGAAAAGCGGACUCGUUUCGUUGAUACUGAAAGCAUUGAUCGUACCACUGACGGUGGAAGCGAUGAUGAGGAAGCAGCAAGUUUAUCCUCUUCCAUCGAAGGUAAUGCUGAUGGUAUGGAUGAUGAUGCCGAAGAUGUAUCAACCUUACCAGACAAUUUCAGUGAUGUUGUUCCCAGCAGUGCAAAUGUUUCCGGUCGUGGUUCACCGAGCGUCAGUGAUCCGGCUUCUAAUCGGGGUGGUUCGCGCUCAGCCCGAUCAGCUGCACCGUCAAGUGGCGAAAAUGCUAAUAAUGCAAUACAAGAAAAUAAUAAUGCUCGCCAACAUAAUCUUCCUAAUUUGCCAGUAACCGUUCGUCGUGAAAAUACUGAAGGCCUCGAAGACAAAUUCGGGAAAUUUUGCUUGCCUUCGCAAGGAGAAGGCCGUCAUAAAUACCGCGAUGAAACACAUUCACUUGUCAGUGAAAGCUGGUCCACCGAUGUUCUGCCAUCAGAUACUGAAGGUUUCGGUUUCGAUGCUCGACAAGAAGGAGAUAAUAGUUCGUCUAUAGUUGCUCCUCCUGUGCUACCUGCAGUUGUAGAAGUUGGCGAAUCUCGGAAUGAAAGUAGACCGAGCAGAAUGGGUUCACAACGGUCUACCAUUGGCAGUGCUAUUGGGUCUUUAGCUGUAGCAGGUAAUGGAGAAGACCGAAGUGAUACAUGGUCUGUAGAUGCAGUGGCUAGUGAUUCUGAGGCAGACCCUGUUCAAAGGAACGACGACUUAUUAAUGAUUGAUGAUCCCGAUAGUGCUGAUAUUCCAUCUGCUCCUAGUGGUAAUACAAACGCAAUAUUGCUAGCUUCUGCUUGUAACGAAAGCAAUAUGAUAGGAGGUAGUAGCGCGGCUGUUCAAGCAACGCUUGGAGGGCAUACCCAAAAUGAAGCUUCUCGGGGGAACAAUUUCUCAUUUCAACAUGUUGUGAAAAAAGCGACGUCUACUGCAUCGACUGAUGCGUCAAUUUUUCGCGAGUUGAAUCAAGUGAAUCUGGUAGCUACCACAUCAAGCGGUCACGGUCGUGAACGUCUUAGACGUCAGUCCAGUGGAAGUUCCUUCUACUCAAAAUCUGAUGUCGACUCUGAAUUUUCUAAGGAUCUUAAUGAUGACGCACUUUCAUCAUUACCUGGCGAUUACAUUCCAUCUUUUCGCAACAGUGUAGGUGAACUAGCGCCAACCAGUCCAGCUGUUUCAGUAAUGGCAACGGCAGGUUCCUUCUGUAAUGAUGAUAUGGAAGGAGGAUCAAAUAUUAUUCCAACUAAUGAUGAUUUAAUGAUUUCUACCAAAAAUGAUGUCAUUAUGACAAAUACACGAAAAGCCGAUAAAUGUAAUGAAUAUGAACAUGCAGCGAUGGGAAAAACCGAACGUUGUAACGAAGAUAAAACAGAUGCAGAGGCUAUAAGAGCGAAUUGGGUUAAUAGUGGAUCUAUGCCGAAAACAUAUCGUAUCCCUAUUGCAACUUCUCGUUUGCGAGCUCAGAAUGAUGAUAUUGAAAGAAAUGAGAGUCCACUGAUACGAAAGAGAAUGAAUAUACUACACGGUUUGCAUAAAGUAGGCGAAUCACUGAAGAUGAGAAAAGGUGCUGUGGUUAGUUCACUUCGCCAAUCAUUAUCUCAAGCUACAACAAUGAAUGAAAUCACGUCUUUGAAAAGCACAAAUGAAAAAGAUUCUCCCUCGUCAUCUUUUGGCACAGAAGUUGGCCGAUUUAUUGAAAGUCAUUCCCUUGAUGACUUGAAUAUCACUGCGGAUGUGAGUAAGCGAACAGCAAAUGAAAUUCUAGAUAAAUAUAAAAGGAAAGCAGUCCCUUUAUAUUCAGUUGAAGGAAAUAAUCAAUUUCUGGAUGAAAAUAAUCAGGAAAAGGAGAAAACUGGAAAAAUAUCUGAAGAUUCAGAAUUGUACUACGAUCCUGAUAAUCUUACCCAGUGUCGUGCUUUUGUUGAUGUCAAGCGAAAAUUACGUUUGGUGCUGAGUUCAGUGGCUUCAUUGCCUGGAGUAUCUUCUGUCGGAGGUGAAAGUAUUUUACGCAGAUCGAAAAUGAGGAUGAGUGGAAAGAAUGAUGCACGGCAGUUGGCAGAAUUCCUGCAAAUUCUAUUAGCGGAAAGCAUCAAUGGGCAGGAUAAGACUCUUUGCGCACAAAUUCGUGAAGUUAUGCGCUGUUUAGUUAGAUUCGAUGAUAGAGCGGUUAGAAAAUUGUUAAGAGCUCUGAAAGGUGAACACCGAAAGCGAACAGCAUAUAUGCUUUAUUUACAGCAGUCUCGUCUUAAUCUACUUCAGUUGCGCUCUAAUUUAGAAAAACUAGCUAUCCGCCUUCAAAGAGAGAAAUUGCUGAUUGGUGAAUGCUUAGUAGAUGUGCUUGUUCGAUUUUACCUGGAAGAGCAUGAAUUGCAACUACGAAGGUUUAUUGCUGAAUUUCAGACUCUAAAAGCUCAGGAUGAAAGAACGGAUGUAAUGGAGCGUGCUUUGAAUUCAUUAUAUGAGAGCUUACCGUAUGAGAAAAUAUGGCGUUUUGCAAAUGCAGAAAGAAUUUCAUUUGUAAAGAAGAGUGUUGAACGUUCAUUAAUGGCUCAGCUUUAUGUGUAUGCGCUUUAUCCAAAUGGUGAAGCUGACCAAAGUAGAGACAGUGUUUUCCACAAGUCGGUCCAAAAAUUAGCAACGGAGAUUAACCCGGACCAUCCUCAGUUGCAUAUAUCUGUGAGAUUACGUGGCGAAUGUCCAUGGCCCUCAGCGCAAGCCGAAAUUGGAAUUAUAAAUGCAUACAAAUCACCACGAGAUAAGAUGGCUUGUAUUGUUAGAUGCUGUGAAACGAUCGAAAAUCUCAUUAUUCUUGCAUCCGAGAGAGGAGCCGCUUCAGCAGACGAUAUUACCCCUGUACUUGUUUACGUUCUUAUUCAGGCAAAUCCGUCAUCUCUAUUAUCGAAUAUACAGUAUAUUGGUGCAUUUUAUGCAAAUCAAAUAACAGGCAUCGAAGCAUACUGGUGGACUCAGUUUACUAGUGCAGUGGAGUUCAUUAAAACACUGUUAAAUCAAAAUUUGUGA